Messenger RNA from Rotaria sordida, 8269 nucleotides. The record is from the annotation of a GenBank genome assembly. Lineage: Eukaryota; Metazoa; Rotifera; Eurotatoria; Philodinida; Philodinidae.
UUUUUCCUAGCAUCUGGUUACUAUGAUAGAAAGUGAGAAGCCGUAGAGCCUGAACUCAAACUUGCAUUUACUGAAUUCUUCGAAUACACUCGUAAGUUUCGCAAAAAAAAAGAGAAUCAUAAUACAAGACCCCCUAAAAAAUUUUUCCGCUUAAACAUAAUAGAAGACCCCGGGGUCUUUUAUUGUGGGGGGGGGGGGGGGGGGGGGUUUAGAGCAUCCUACACAUUUCUCAGACGACUCGGGUCCGAAUUCAAGAUCAACUCGACGACCUCUACUUACAAAGAAACCUUCACAGGUAGUAAAAAGUUUUUGAAACGAACCUUGUGGUGUUAGGUAGAGUUCGCUGAGACUAGGCACGACCCUUCUGCACAGUUAACCGACACCGUUUGAUUCUUUGUUUCGUUAAUAUUUGUACUUAAAUUUAACAGUUAUUUUUUAAUUAACCUAAUUUUUUAUUUUAACUAAAAAUAAAAAUACAAGCAAACACAAACAAAUGAAUCUUAAAACAUAAAUAUAAAAGAAUUAAUCGAAUAAAAUUAAUAUAAAAACAUAUAAAUUCUCAACUGAACUUGGUUAUUGUUAUAUUGAUUCUUUUCUCUAAGCGAGCAAGCAAACGGAAUAAGUGAUGCGACAGACGCCUAUAUAUGUAUUUAUAUGAUUUUUUUUUUCGUUCUGGAGCCAUUCGUUUUCUAUAGUUCACUAGAAAAAUUACCGAUGAACCGCGGUUAACCGGUGAAAUUUAUAACGAACCGUGGUAUCAAUUAAAACUAACGAUUUAUCGCUAAAAGUGAUUCGAUUUUUGUGACAUGGAUAUCUUUGUUACUUUCGUUUCGAGGUGCGUAGGACUGACCAGAAGUCCUGAUAACACUAAAUAAAAAUAUAAAAAUAAAGAGAUAUUUGAAAUUUUAUUUUAUUAAAUAUUCAAAAUAAUCGCAAAAUUCUAUCCUUUCUAACAAUUGAUCAAAUGUUUUUGUUUUUCAAACUCUUCCUCUGAACUAUCUUGGAAGCCGUACUAGUUAAUCAGGAAUCACAUUAUUAGUGUUAAAUCUGAAAGUUGAAUUCAAUUAUUGAAGAUCUAUUCAUAUAUUUCACUAUUUAAUUCUUUAUUAUGAGAGGUGAUUCUCAGAUUUUGUUUAUCUCAUGAAACAAAAACUUGUUGAUUUAAUUUUAGGCUUAUGAUCCUGAAUUGUUUGGUAAAGCAUUGCCAUGUUUAACAGCAAUUGGUAGUGCUCUAUCACCAGAUUAUGCUUAUUCAAUAACUCAACAAGAUCAUUUAAAUCAUGAACAAGAAAAAGUUGAAAUGUCUCGUGGUUAUGAACCAAAUUCAGCUGAUACAUCAAAUGUUGUAUUGAGUCCGGCAUUAGAAGAUUUUGUUAAAGCUUAUGCUGAAAGUGUUCAUGAUCAAUGGUCUUAUGCUAAAAUCGAACAAGGUUGGAUAUAUGGUGAACAAAUUAAUGAUAAAUAUCGUCAACAUUCUAAUUUAAAACCAUACAAACUUCUUGAUCGAAUGGAUAUUGCUAAACUUGAAGAUCCUAUUCGUGAAGCAUUAAAAUCUAUUGAAAAAUUACAUUUUCAUUUAGAAAAAACUGACGCAGGUAUAACACGUAUUGCUACAAAACCAUUACAACGAAAAAAACAAAAAGAUAAAAAUGCACCUGAUUAUAUUCCGAAAGCAUUGGAUUUUAAUAGUGUAACAAUGAAUCGAGAUAUGCAGGAAUUGUCUGAAGCAUUAGCUCGAAAUGCUCAUGAAAUUUGGGCAAAACGCUUAAAAGAUCGUCUUGCUGCAAUUGGUGGUGGUCUUCAUUGUCGACUUGUUCCUUUUGAAUUAUUAACUGAUAAAGAAAAACAAAAAGAUUUAAAAUUUUAUCAAGAUCUUGUUAAAUAUCUUCAUACAUUUGGUUAUCGUGUUGUCAAAAAUUUUCAUGACAGAAAUGCAACAAUUUCAAGUUUAGCUUCACGUGUUGCUUCAGCGUCAACAUUAAUAAAUGAUAAACGUUUUGCAUAUAGUUUAUUAGAAAAAUUACUUGAAUAUGUUGAACGUGCAUCAAUAACCAUGCAAAAUUAUAAAGAAAGUUCGAAAUUUUCCUUACAUGAAACUUAUCGUUUAACAACACAAGAUGUAAAAUUUUUUGGAAAAGUCGUCUUACCACUUAUUGAAAAAUAUUUUCAAGCACAUAGAAAUUAUUUUAUUAUACCACCAUCAUUAAAAACUGGUGUUAGUUGUGCAUCAGUUAAAGAAAAAGAAAUGAGUUGUAGUUUAUUUUGUAAAUUAGCAUUUUUACUUCGACAAAAAUUUAGUGCAUUUGGAAAUGAUGUUAGUAUAACUGUUCGUUGUUUAAAAGUACUUGUUCGUGCUAUUGAUGUUAGUUCAGUAAUGAGAAAUAGUCAAGAAAUGGUUCGUGCUUCAUUAUUACCAUUAUUUAAUAAUAUUGCUGAAGAUCUUAAUCAAACUGUACAAAAUCUUGAACAAAAUCAUUAUAGUAAUAUAAAAGGAACAUUACAACGUGGAACAACUAGUCUAGGUUAUAUACAUAUGGUUCUUUUACCUGUACUAUCAUCAUUACUUGAUCAUUUGGGAAAGAAUAAUUAUGGUGUUGAUGUAUUCGAAAAUGAAAUCCAAUUAGCUGGUUAUAAAAUUCUAAAUGCUUUAUGGAUUAUUGGAACAAAAGGAACAAAACUUGUCGAUCGAGAAUGGAUUAUUGAAGAAUUGAAUCGUCAUCUUCCAUUAAUCGGUGAUUGUCUAAGUUCAUUUGCAUCAUGUUUUCCUGUAGCAUUUUUUGAACCUGAAUUUAAUGCAAAUAAUAAAAACGCAUCAAAUGUUUCACAAUUAUCACCAGAAGCUCAUGAUGUUAUGACAAAUAUUUCAAGAACAAUUCCUAAUUUAACAAAUUUAAUAGCAGAUAUUGAAGAACAUGCUGAAUCAAGAGUAAAAUAUGAAAAUGCUCCUUAUGUUGUUGAAGUUAUUCUUCCAUGUCUUUGUUCUUAUUUAUCAUAUUGGUGGUCAAUGGGACCAGAAAAAGUUAAACAAAUAACUGAACCACAGAUAACAAAUGUUACAUCAAAUCAUAUGAAUUCUGUAUUAGGUAGUGUUUUGAAAUUAAUUAAUAACAAUAUUGAUGCUAUUGAAGCUCCAUGGAUGAAACGUAUUGCAGCGUAUACUCAAACAAUUAUUUUUAAUUCUUCAACAAAUCUUGUUGAACCAUAUUUUUUACCUGUAUCACAACGUAUCAAAUUAAAAUGUGAAGAUUCAUAUGCACAAGAACAAUCAUUAAAAAAUGCAACUCGUUUAGAAUCAUCUGAACGUGAAGAUCUUGAAUUAAAUUUAAUGAAGGAUUAUGAAAUUCUUGUUCGUGAUAUUUAUGCAUUUGGACCAUUAUUAAUCAAAUAUGUUGAUAUUCAUCGAUCAUAUUGGCUUAAAAAUAGUGAUAAAUAUGCAGAAGAAUUAUAUACAAAUAUGGCUGAAGUAUUUUCUAUUUGGUGUAAAUCAAAAUAUUUUAAACGUGAAGAACUUAAUUUUGUAACUACACAUGAUAUUGAUAAUACAAGUAUGUUAAUGCCAAGUGGAACAAAUCAAACAACAAAUACAAAUAUAACAAAAACUUCCGAUGAAAUUAGUGGAAAACAACGAAAAAAAAAACGUCGACUUGAUAAAGAAAAAUUUACAUCAUUAAAUGUUGCUUGUACAAAACGUUUAUUACCUAUUGGAAUGAAUACAUUUGGUGGACGAGAACAAGAACUUGUUCAAUUAGCUAAACAUAAAAUGAUUGAAAUGAAAAUUGCACACGAUGAAGAAAUAGAAAAUCCAACAGAUGAACAAAUGAUUUCAGAUAUAACAACUGAACAAGAAGAACUCAUACAAGAAUUUCUUGAAGAGAGUUUUCGUGCUCAAGAACAAGGAGAAAUAAUUAAGAAAAAUAAUUGGCAAAGUAUAUUAUAUCGAAAGAUUGGUUCAAAAUCAUAUCAUAGUGGUGUAAAUCAUUCGGAAGAAACAUCUAUAAAAAAUAUGUUAAAAAUGGCUAAAGUAUUAUUUGGUUUAAAUUUUGUUGAUCAUCCUCCAACACAUCGACGUGGUACAUGGCGAAAACUUGUUUCAACACAACGUAAAAAAGCUAUUAUGGCUUGUUUUCGUAUGGCACCAUUACAUUCUGUUACACGACAUCGAGCUAUGAAUAUGUUUUUACGUGCAUAUCAAGAAAUAUGGCUCGAAACUGAAGAAGAUAUACGUGCACGAUUAAUUGAAGAUCUUUGUAAUAUUUCUCAUGAUAUUAAUGAACAAGAUAUAACAACUAUGAAAGAAGAAACUGAAACUGAAACAGAAAGUUUAACAUUAACAAUAACAAUAAAACCAGAUCCAUUAAAACAAUUAUUACAAUGUUUAAAUCGAGCUGCAACUACUGCUCAAGUUUUUUCAAUUACAGAUGAUAUUAUUUAUUUAUCUUAUUCUACAAUUAUGAGUAAAAGUUGUGUUAUUGCUGAUGAUGAUGAUGAUGGAGGAGCGGAAGAAGUCAAAUCAUUUCAGGAACAAGAAAUGGAAAAACAAAAAUUACUCUAUGAACAAAAUCGAGUAGCUAGUCGAGGUGCUGCUGAAACUGUAUUAUUAUAUAUAAGUGCAAGCAAAGGUGAAAACAAUGAAAUGCUUCGACGAACAUUACAACUUGGUAUAUCAUUAUUACAUGGUGGUAAUCGAGAAGUUCAAAAACGAAUGUUAGAUUAUUUAAAAGAAACAAAAGAUGUUGGAUAUUUUACUUCAUUAGCAACAUUAAUGGCUAAUUGUAGUGUACUUGAUCUUGAUACAUUUGAACGUUGUAUUAAAGCUGAUGUACUUGGUGUUGGUACAGAAGGAAUGGCUGAAGAAAAGAAUUUACAUGAUGCUGAUUUUAUAAUAUCACUUUUUCGUUUUUGUCAACUUUUAUGUGAAGGACAUAAUCUUGAAUUUCAAAAUUAUCUUCGUUUACAAAUUGGAAGUAGUACAAAUGUGAAUAUUAUUAUUUGUACUGUUGAUUAUUUACUUAGUUUACAAGAAUCAUUAAUGGAUUUUUAUUGGCAUUAUUCAGGCAAAGAAACAAUUGAUACAUAUGGAAAAGAAAAUCUUUGUCGAGCUAUUAAUGUUGCUAAACAAGUUUUUAAUACAUUAACAGAAUAUAUUCAGGGCCCAUGUCCACAAAAUCAAUUAGCACUAGCAAAUAGUCGUUUAUGGGAUGCAAUUGCUGGAUUUCUCUAUAUUUUUGCACAUAUGCAAAGAAAAUUAUCUCAAGAUCCAACACAAAUUGAAUUAUUACGUGAAUUUAUGAGAUUACAAAAAGAUAUGAUUAUUAUGUUAUUAUCAAUGCUUGAAGGCAAUGUUCUUAAUGGACCAAUUGGUAAACAAAUGGUUGAUACAUUAAUUGAAUCACAAGUUAAUGUUGAAUUAUUAUUACAAUUUUUUGAUAUAUUUCUUAAAAUAAAAGAUUUAACAACAUCUGAAGCUUUUCAAGAAUAUGAUAUAAAUAAAGAUGGAUUUAUUUCUCCAAAAGAAUUUCGUCGAGCUAUGGAAGCACAAAAAGUUUAUACAAGUCAAGAUAUAGAUUAUAUAUUAAAUUGUGUUGAUAUAAAUCAAGAUGGAAAAAUUGAUUUUAUGGAAUUUACAGAACGUUUUCAUAAUCCAGCUCGAGAUAUUGGCUUUAAUAUGGCUGUUUUAUUAACAAAUUUAUCUGAACAUAUGCCACAUGAUAUACGUUUACAACGUUUAAUGGAUAAAGGAAAAAGUUUUCUAUUAUAUUUUCAAGAUCAUCUUGGUAGAAUUGAAAUUAAAGGUGGUGCUGGUUAUAUUGAACGUGUUUAUUUUGAAAUAACUGAAUCAAAUAUUGAACAAUGGAAUAAACCACAUAUUAAAGAAUCGAAAAAAGCAUUUUUACAUUUAGUUGUUAAUGAAACAGAUGAUAAAGAAAAAUUAGAACAAUUUAUUAAUUUUUGUGAAGAUACAAUUUUUGAAAUGCAACAUGCAGUUGCUAUCAGUGGUGAAGAAGAUGAUCAAACACAUCAAAGAGCAAAAUCUUCAAAUAUUGAAUCAAAUAUUGUUCAUCCACCAACAUCUGAACCUAUGAAAUUAGCUCUAUCAUAUUCUUGGUCGAGUAUAAAAUAUCUUUUUCAUUUACUUCAUCCAUCAACAAUUCAUAAUACUUAUAAUCAACUUCGACAAAUGACAUUUAAGGAUAUAAUUAAAAAUUUAUAUUUAUUAUUAAUCAAAUGUAUGCAUUUAUUAUUGAUGAUAAUAAUUUUUGGAUUUAGAACAUUAACAUACUGUAUUUGGAAUUUAAUGGCUGAAGAUGAUCAACAAAAUGUACAACGACAAGAACAAACUUCUUCACCACCACCACUAGCACAUCGAUAUUCUUAUCGUCUACCUUCGAUCAGUAUUCCACAUGGUUCUGAGAACGGUGAAGAUAUACUAGGAAUCAGCGCAUUUGGAAUUGGUGUUAGUUUAGAUUCAGAAGAAAAACCUAGAAUGUCUUUAACUGAUGAACAAAUAAGUUUACUUUUAAUGGAUAGUACUCGAAUAAUGGAAUCUCGGCGUACAUCUUCAUCUAUAAGUGGUAUUGGUUUAUCAACAGGACAAUCUUUACUUUCAUCAAUGACAAGUACAUAUACACCGUUAUCACCAUCAACAACUUCUAAUCGAAAUCAACCUGUAAUAACACCUUCUGGACCUAAUGAAGUAAAUACUCAAAUUGAAUAUCAACAAAAACGAUCAUCACCAAAUAUCAAUGGUACAGUAGGCGAAGAUGAUGAUGUCACGCCUUCGGAACCACCAACACGAACAGAUUUUGGAAAGAAAGCUCUGGCAUUGAUGGCAAGAAAUUAUCAUACAUUGAAAUUUAUGGCUCUUUGUCUUGCGUUUAUAAUUAAUUUUCUUAUGUUAUUUUAUAAGGCAAUGCCAUUAACUACAACAGUUAGUGAAUCAGAUUCUUCUGAUGACACGGAACAAUUUGAUGAAGAUGACAAUGAAAUAAUAGUAAUGGAUCCAAGAAAAUAUUAUAUGAUGUAUUUAUUACGAGCAGCUGCAUUUUUACAUUCAUCAGUUGCAUUUUUAAUGAUGAUUAGUUAUUAUAAAUUAAAAGUUCCAUUAGUUAUAUUUAAACGAGAAAAAGAAAUAGCUCGAAAAUUAGAAUUUGAAGGUGCUUGGUUAAUUGAUCAACCAAGUGAAAAUAAUUCUUGGAUAUUAUCAUAUUUAUCACGUGAAUGGCAUAAACUUGUUAUAAGUUCAAAAUCAUUUCCUGAUUCAUAUUGGGAUAAAUUUGUUAAGAAAAAAGUUCGAAAUAAAUAUUCAGAUCAAUUUGAUUAUGAUGAAUUAAGUCGAUUUUUGGGUAUGGAAAAAAAUGAUACACCGGGAAAAUUUGAAAUUAUUAAACCAAUUGAAACUGGCUUAUGGGCAAAGAUUAAAUCUAUUGAUAUGCGUUAUCUAAUUUGGAAAUGGGGUGUUAUCUUUACUGAUAAUUCAUUUCUCUAUGUCUUCUUCUACUUUUUAUUUUCAAUUAUUGGCAAUUUCGCAUUUUUUGUCUUUGCAAUUCAUUUACUUGAUAUUGCAAUAAGUGUAAAAGCUUUAAGUACAAUAUUAAAAUCUAUAACACACAAUGGUCGACAAUUACUUUUAACAAUAAUGUUAAUGGCUGUUGUCGUUUAUCUUUAUACAGUGAUUGCAUUUAAUUUUUUUCGUAAAUUUUAUACGAAAGAAGAAGACGAAGAACGAGAAGAAAAUUGUAAAGAUAUGCUUACUUGUUUUAAAUUUCAUCUAUACUCGGGUAUUCGAGCUGGUGGUGGUAUUGGUGAUGAACUUGAAUCACCUAAUGGUGAUCCACUUGAAUUAUAUCGAAUUAUUUUUGAUAUAACAUUUUUUUUCUUUAUUAUUGUCAUUCUUCUUGCUAUUAUUCAAGGUUUAAUUAUUGAUGCUUUUGGUGAUCUUCGUGAACAACUUGAUUCAGUGAAAGAAACACUUGAAUCAAAAUGUUUCAUUUGUGGAAUUGGUCAAGAUUAUUUUGAUAAAGAACCGCAUGGUUUUGAAACUCAUACACAAGCGGAACAUAAUUUUGCCAAUUAUAUGUUCUUUUUAACACAUCUUCUUAAUAAACCUGAUACAGAACAUACAGGACAGGAAAGUUAUGUUUGGGAAAUGUAUCAAAGUCGUAAAUGGGAUUUUUUUCCUAUUGGUGAUUGUUUUCGACGUCAAUAUGAAUCGGGUAGUACUGGAACAACAACAACAACAACAACAUCAUCAACAACAACAGAAGGUUAA